UUUUCAGGGUUACAAUACUAUCUCGACAGUAACACAUUCACCAUAUUUGCAGUAUGUGCCAAAACAUCUCAUUUUCAUCAAUCGACAUGGGAAAUAAAGGAAAAAUUAGAUUUCAAAGGAAGAUCGCAUGUGUAAAACUAACGUACACGGGUAAGCUGUCAGCCAUAUACCGCAAGCAAACCGCAAUGAAGACCGAUGAGCGUGUAAGACUGAUGGACGAGAUCAUAUCUGGAAUCCAAGUGAUAAAAAUGUACGCCUGGGAGAAGCCGUUCACCAAGUUGAUCAAGUAUGCCAGGAAAGCCGAACUGAAAGUGGUUACGAAGUCUUCCUACGUCAGAGGCCUGUUUAUGACGUUCAAUCUGUUCACGACAAGGAUGUCGCUGUUCUGUUCAUUGCUGACCAUGGUGCUAAUGCAACAGCCAAUUACUGCCACAAAAGUGUUCGUGUUCAUGUCCUACUUCAACAUUCUCUCCCAAACGAUGUCUACGAUGUGGGUGCGAGGCAUCUCCGAGGUGGCCGAGCUUCUGGUGGCGAUCAGGCGCCUGCAAAGCUUCAUGCUGAAUGAAGAAUUUAUAGAGCACAACAAACCGCAGAACAACAACGGUGCUGAUAUUAGAGCCAUUGACAGUAGGGACGCACUCAACAUCAAAGGUCUCACGGCUUAUUGGAGCACCGGCAGCUCAGACCUAGCUCUAAAGAACAUCUCAUUGAAUGUGAAGAAGAGACAACUGUUAGGGAUCAUCGGACCUGUCGGGAGCGGGAAGAGCUCGCUUUUGCAAACCAUUUUGGGCGAAUUGGUCAUAGCAAACGGAUCGCUGGAAAUGAAUGGUACCAUAUCCUACGCGUCCCAAGAACCAUGGGUGUUUGCAGCCACCAUAAGACAAAACAUCACCUUUGGCAGCGAGUUCGACAAGCAGCGAUACAACGAAGUGGUACGUUCAUGUGCCCUCGAAAAGGAUUUCAAACAAUUUCCUCAGGGAGACCAAACCAUCGUUGGUGAUAGAGGAGCUUCACUGAGUGGAGGACAAAAGGCUAGGAUCAAUCUGGCUCGAGCUGUAUACAGGAAUGCUGAUAUAUAUCUUUUAGACGAUCCGUUGUCAGCAGUGGAUAUCCACGUAUCCAAACACCUGUACGAUGAAUGCAUUAACGGAUACCUGUUGAGCAAAACAAGAAUUCUGGUGACGCAUCAAGUUCAUCACCUCAAAGAUGCAGAUAAUAUCAUUAUUUUUAAUAAUGGGGAAAUCGAAAACCAAGGAUCUUUCAAACAACUCUCAGAAAGUGAUAAUUUAUAUGCCAAACUUUUGACGGCAGAGCCAGAACAUGUCGAUGAAGAAAAAGCCAAAUUAGGAGAUUCUGCGAAAAUUCUGAGAUCAUUAUCAAUCAAGAGUAGUCGAAAACAGUCGUUGGCAAGUGCCGUUAGCGACCUCAGUAUUCCUGAGAGCAUCCUCCAGGAGGAUGUCGAUGAAGACGAAGAAGAUAAUAAGGUGAACGAAGUAAACCUAAAAGAAAUGCAAGAAGAUUCCUCAAAGGGGAAAGUGAAAGGAUCUGUUUUCAUGCAGUACCUGCUGGCAGGCGGUAAUAUCUGCGUUGUGUCGAUCGUGCUGGCUCUGUAUGUUCUCGCUCAAGCAUGUGCAAGCGGGAUUGAUUACUUCGUCAGCUAUUGGGUGAAUAUAGAGCAGUACAGGAACGCUAGUAAACCUAACACCACGGAAGAUGUCGAGGUAAAACCGUAUCAGGACUGGUCAACCGAAAUCUGCCUCUACAUCUAUGGAAUUGGUUUAGGACUAUUAUUCGUCAUAGCCUUGGCAAGGUCUAUGGGAUUUUAUAUGCUGGCAAUGAGAAGUUCUAUGAGACUACAUAACCAAAUGUUCAGUAGCGUGAUAGAUUGUACGAUGAGGUUCUUCGACACAAACCCUAGCGGAAGGAUUCUCAAUAGGUUUUCCAAGGAUUUGGGUGCCGCAGAUGAACUUUUGCCAAAAGUUGUUCUGGAUGCCGGACAGAUUCUUCUUAUCAUGGUGGGUGCUCUGGUGCUGGUCACUAUCGUCAACCCUUACUUCCUAAUAGUAGUUGCAGUCAUAGCAUUCUUCUUUGGAAUCAUGAGGCACAUAUUCCUGAAGUCUUCCAAAAAUAUCAAACGAUUAGAGGGAAUUAUGAGAAGUCCGGUGUUCACUCAUCUGAAUGCGACCAUACAGGGUCUGACCACGAUUCGAUCAUUUGGUGCUCAGGAUAUUUUGAGAGAUGAGUUCGACAAGCACCAGGACUGUCAUACGAGCGCUUGGUUUAUGUAUAUUGCCGCCAGCUCUGCAUAUGGAUUCUACCUCGAUAUAUUUUGCUUCAUCUUUGUUUCUCUUCUUACGUUCAGUUUCCUGGCAUUCGGAGAAACUUUUGGUAUGCGAGGUGGUGAAGUAGGAUUGGCAAUCACUCAGGCCAUUGCAUUGACAGGCUCAGUUCAGUGGGGUAUGAGACAGUCAGCUGAAGUAGCCAAUCAACUAAUGUCCGUGGAAAGAAUCUUGGAGUACAAAAAUUUGCCCAAGGAAAAGCAGCCUGAGCAACCUAAGGAACCGCCUAAAGACUGGCCUGCCAAAGGGGAGAUCACUUUCAGAAAUAUGGGUCUAUCUUAUGUAGAGGGCGGUACAUUGGUUCUGAAAAAUUUGAAUCUGACAAUCAAUCCAAAGGAGAAGGUCGGUAUAGUUGGAAGAACAGGGGCGGGAAAAUCCUCCCUCAUAUCUGCGUUGUUUCGACUUGCAAAUGUCGAAGGAGAAAUCAUUAUCGACGACAUCGAUACUAAAUUGCUGAAACUUGAAAACUUGCGAUCCAAGAUCUCUAUCAUUCCCCAGGACCCUGUGCUGUUUUCCGGUACUCUAAGAUACAACCUCGAUCCCUUCGACCAGUAUUCCGAUGAGGUCCUGUACAAAGCUAUCGAGGACGUAGAACUAAAGAAUCCUGCCAACAUCAUCAACCGAUUGGAGAAUAGAGUUAUGGAUAGAGGCUCAAACUACAGCGUUGGACAAAGGCAGCUGAUAUGUUUAGCUAGAGCUAUCAUCAGGAACAACAGGAUCCUAAUGUUGGAUGAAGCUACCGCUAAUGUAGAUCCACAGACUGACGCCCUCAUACAAAAGACAAUCCGUAAAAAAUUCAGAGAUUGCACCGUUUUAACAGUUGCCCAUCGUCUCAACACCAUCAUGGACUCCGACAAAGUACUGGUGAUGGACGGCGGUACCAUGGUCGAGUUCGAUCACCCCCACCAACUUUUGCAAAACACCCAGGGAGUAUUUUACAAAAUGGUGGCCGAAAGUGGCAGAGCGAUGAGUGAUCAGUUGCGCAGAGUGGCGCGAGAUGCCUUCCAAAAGCAGUUAUCAGUUCCUGAAUAGGUUUAGGUAGAUCAGUGAAAUAGCCAGUGAUAAGGUUAGGAUUAACGCAUAAAGAGGUUAUCACCUCUUCGAGAUUAUAAAGCUGCUCAAAUCCCAAACCACCCAUUUGUUGAGGACAGUAGUACUUACAUGUUCACUUCAUGUAAGAACAUCCCAUAAACGUUUGUAUCAUGGCAGGUCAGUAGAUUUUCAGCUUCCAACUUAACACCGAAUACAUGUAGCUAAACAAAAGCUGUGUGAUGGAGUUACGUCAUGGGAACCUGCAGAAAUUUUUCUCAGCAAGGACCAAUUAUUCAUCAGCGAGUAUAAAGUUUUGUAUAUUGUCAAGAUCCUAGACAUUCUACACAUGCCAAAAUAUACAAAUUUUAGAGGGCAAACAGAUUUCAGAGGGGACCACGACUACCUAGAACUCCCCAUCUGGGCACCUAUGACUUUUAAUGUUUCAUUUAAAGUAUUUAUUAUAUGUCACUAAAGUUUUAGGAAUGAUUCAAAUACAUAAUUCAAUUUCUACUAUAGAGAUAUCAUAUAACAAGAAUUACUGAUGCCAGAUGCUCAAAUAUUGAAAGAGCUUAUAUUGUUCUUAGAUACUUAAUGGUACCAGUACUUAAAGAAUGGUUUUGUCUUCCCAUGUUUCUCUCGUGUCUUCCUUAAACCGCGCAACAAUAUUGUGUGGGUCGGUACUAAGAGUAUCACUUUCUUUAAAUUUGCGUAUUCUCACCCAGGUCGCAACACCAUUAUGUUACAAAUAAUAAUCAUCGCAGUGUAUAAAAGAUACAUACUUGAUAGAUUUUAACUAUCACCUUCAUAUAUAAUAUCAUAUGCAUAUAUAUUUUUCUAUGGACUAUGAAAAAAAUAUUUUCAGUCACCAAUAUGCUAAGCCUAUUCAUCUACAGCUCAAACUAAAAUUUCUCGGCCUGGCUUGGCGGGUCAUAUCUCAGAUUGGACUUGCAGGGUCUCAAGCCGAACGGUUCACUUUGGAGACACGCUCAAAGUUUCAAGGUUCUGAGAAAAUGUGGAUUUUAUCCUUUUUGGCGCCAUUUCAAUUUUCUCGCUACUCCUGUCAUUGUAAUGCGUUAGGCCCGCGAUAUGUGACUCUUCCGAAGUAUGUUUGCCCAGAGAAUUAAAAAAUGGCGUUCAAAUUGCGAUCUGAUUAUUUGUUUGGCAGAGGUUUCAACUAAAACAAUUUUUUUUAUGUUAGGCUGAACAUUCGAAAACUUUCCAAAAAAAAAAUCCACAAUAUUAAUGUAUUUGUUCUCGGACCUCUGAAUUUGUUGAAUAGCCAAUUUUCGAUAUUUUUGUCUAACAUUUACCAUUUUCAGGCUUACGGAUGUUAUUGUAGAUUGAACUAGUCAAAGAUGUAUGUUACAAAUAUUUUGACACAUUGCUUAAUUCAAAUUGAUUACCGCAGCUUUUGAGAGACAUUUGCAAAAUACCGAUAGUUAAUUAGAUAGUGUGGCCAAGAUGAGGAACGAUAUUUCAAUAAUGGUUAGAGCUGCAAUGUUUGUUGAAUGAAGAGAAAGUUGCGUAAUAUAAGUAUAUCUUACAUACAGCUUCCAUAAUUUGGCUGUGAUUUGCCAAUUUUGGGUUAUUUGAAGGAAAACGAGGUUUCGAAAUUUUGCAAAAUUACACAGUCAAAGCUACUUUUUCCUAAUUUAACCAACAUUGUUGCUGUAGGACACACUGGAGUCUGAGCUACUAGUUUUUUUGCGAAUGUCUCUUAGAAGCUGUUUCAGCCAAUGUUUGCCAAUAGUUUGAUCAAAAUCCAAUAACAUUCAUAUACCUCCUUCAGCAUGCUGAAAAUGGUAAAAUUUUGGCAAGAAUAUCGAAAACUGAUUCGAAAGGCCUACUCGACCAAUUUAGAAGCUCAAAAACAAAUUUCAACAUAUAUAGGGCGAUACGUCAAAAAAAAAUUUUGCUGAUUUAUUGUUUUGGAAGGCUUUCGAGUUCUCAUCCCAAGUAAAUAAUAACAUAUUUCAAUAAAAUUACAUUAACGGAAAUUAUGAGAUCGUAAGUUUAAAGCCAUUUUUAAAUUCUUCUGACAAUUUCUAUCUUUACACAAACAUUAAUUUUGUGCGUGAUUUGUUUCGGAAAGCAUUUGAGUUGUCCGCCCAAUAAAUCGGUAAGAAUUUUCAUAAAAAUCACGUUUGACUGAGAUAUCUGCCGAACGAAGUAUCAUACCGCGAUUUGGAGGUCAGUUUUGAGUUCCUUGAACAAUUGUUAUUCAAAUUGUCAUAUUUUAUGAAGGCAAUGACGAGAGUAGCAAGAACAUGGAAAAGUUACCAAAACACGUUUGCUGAACGUGCAAGCUUUGUGCGCGUCUCCAUACCGAACCGUUUGACCAACGACCCCAAAAUUUCACAAAACCUCAUGCAUCCGCGGGUACUCUUCAGGGAAAAAAAUGAGCCUCAUCUGAAAUAUGACCCGUCAAGGCAGGUCGUGGAAUUUUAGUUGUAAAUUAUGAACGUCAUCAAGCAAAAUGAUCAAAUUUCAAGAAUAAAUAAUGAUCAAAUAUGUUGAAUUGUAAGCUACUGUUACAAAAAAGUUUGUAUGUGCCUUUCAAUUUUAUUUUUCUAUUUUAAUCAAGCAAGCUCUAGAAUAUUUGACGUUUUGAUUAAUCUUGUGGAUAACAUUAAUGCAACUUAUCCAAUUUCAGGAUUAUCAAACAUACGGGUGUUAUGUCAAUAUCUCAAUUUUAUUAUCCAAUUAUUUUUCACUAUGAGCUCGCUAAAUCACUUUUUAUUUCAAUUUAUUAUCGGUCGAAUACUUUUGAGCCAUUAUUUGAAGUAAUUAGACAAAUAACUGGUCCUGCGUGAGUGUAACUUAUUUUUGAUAGAUUUUAUGCAACAAUCAUUGAACUGUGGUAUACUUAAUUUGAAACAAAAAACCAGUAAAUAAAAGUAUAUAAAUAUGUUUUACUAUCUACAUAAUACUGUUAUUUAGAUUAUUGAAUGUGAUUUUUAUGUAUGUGUAUUAUAAAUGUUUGUACAUAUCAGUCUAUUCGGAUAUUUUUAGAUUUCAUGGUAUAUACAUAUAGUGAUACUCUGCAAUUUUAAUAUUUUUAAUAAAAUGUCG
Acanthoscelides obtectus is the source of this 6443-nucleotide messenger RNA. The record is from the annotation of a GenBank genome assembly. Lineage: Eukaryota; Metazoa; Arthropoda; Insecta; Coleoptera; Chrysomelidae.